Ustilaginoidea virens is the source of this 2025-nucleotide messenger RNA. RefSeq lists its product as uncharacterized. Gene Ontology annotation, cellular component: cytosol. Lineage: Eukaryota; Fungi; Ascomycota; Sordariomycetes; Hypocreales; Clavicipitaceae. The record is from RefSeq and is a predicted model, not a curated record. The transcript has a single exon. Bases 1 to 2025 code for a protein of 674 amino acids. Gene Ontology annotation, molecular function: methylenetetrahydrofolate reductase [NAD(P)H] activity; FAD binding. Gene Ontology annotation, biological process: tetrahydrofolate interconversion.
AUGGACAAGAUUACAGACAAAAUCGCCGCCCUGCCGGCCGACAGAGACUACUUCUCUCUCGAGUUCUUUCCUCCCAAAACCGCCAUGGGAUUUUCCAACUUGCGUCAUCGACUGCAACGCAUGGAGCAAGCCCUGAAACCGCUUUUUGUCAAUGUCACCUGGGGAGCUGGCGGUUCGACGGCGGCCAAGUCGCUGGAGCUGGCGGAGCUCUGCCAACGCCAGUUGGGCCUCACCACAUGUCUGCAUCUUACCUGCACCAACAUGAGUAAGCACCUCAUCGACAAGGCUCUCGACGACGCCAAGGUGAUUGGGAUCCGCAACAUUCUCGCCUUGCGAGGCGACCCCCCCCGCAAGGAAGAAUACCGCGACGCCAACGGCCACGGCCCCGAAGACGACGGUUCAGCCGACUUUACAUGGGCCAUUGACCUCGUCAAAUACAUUCGCAAGAGACAUGGCGACUACUUUUGCAUCGGCGUUGCUAGCUACCCGGAAGGUCAUUCCGACGAGAGCCAUCCUCAGGGGCAGAGCCUGGAGAAAGACCUGCCGUAUCUGGUCGACAAGGUCCGGGCCGGCGCGGAUUUCAUCAUGACCCAGCUCUUCUUCGACAGGACCGCAUACGAUCAUUUCGAGAAGACGCUCCGGGAGCAUCCGAGCGGCGCCUUGGAGACGAUACCCAUCAUACCCGGCCUGAUGCCCAUCCAAAGCUACCAAAUGAUCAAAAGAACGACAAAGCUCAGCCAUGCCAGAAUUCCACCUGCCAUCAUGAGUCGGCUCGAUGCUGUCAAGGGAGAUGACGAAAAGGUCAAGCUUGUCGGUGUGGACAUAAUCAGCGAACUGAUUGAGCAGAUCAGGACAAUCAAAAACCGAUCCCCCGGUCGCAAAGGGUUCCAUUUCUAUACGCUCAACCUGGAAAAAGCCGUGUCCCUCAUCACCGAGAGAAGCGGCCUGAUUCCUGAUGCGGCUGACCAGGACGAAGCAGUCACUGACGACUAUCCGCGCGCACCGCUAGCGCUUCGGGUCAAUGGCACCGCCCGCACCUCGCGCACCUCGAGCCAUUCGAGGGCUUCCAGGAGGCGUUCCUCUGUCGGCUCGGAUCCCUACAACCGGGUCAUCGUGGGUGGUCGUCCAGCAACACACCCCGAAUGGGAGGCAACCGGCCAAGAAGCCGGCGUUCCCGCCGAGGGCAUAAACUCGAGAGCAAACACGCUGGCGAUAUCCGAGGGCGAAGGUGUUUUGGGGCGCGAGGCUACAUGGGAUGAUUUCCCCAACGGUCGUUUCGGCGACUCUAGAUCCCCCGCGUACGGAGAGAUUGACGGAUAUGGCGUGAGCCUGCACGUGUCCAUUACCCGAGCCGUGACCCUCUGGGGGCAUCCCAAAACGCGCGAGGACGUCGACGACGUCUUUGUCAGGCACAUCAAAGGAGAGAUUGAGGCGAUUCCGUGGAGCGAGGAGGGCCUGUCGGCAGAAUCGUCCACCAUCCAGCCUCGCCUCGUGGAAAUGAACACUAAGGGGUGGCUUACCGUGGCCUCGCAGCCCGCCGUCAACGGCAUCCCCUCCAGCGACAGGACGUUUGGAUGGGGCCCAGAGAACGGCUUCGUGUUCCAGAAGGCCUUUGCAGAGUUCUUCCUGCCCUCGGCGGACUGGCGUGCGCUGGCGGGCAAGCUGGCGGGCCCCGACUGCAGCGGCAGCGUCUGCUUCUACGCGGCCAACGCCCGAGGCGACUUUGCGUCGUCGGACGCUACGGGCGGCGCCUCGGCUCGAACCGUGGCAGCGAGCACCAACGCCGUGACGUGGGGCGUGUUUCCCGGCAAAGAGAUCAUCACCCCGACAAUCAUUGAGGAGGUCAGCUUCAAGGCAUGGAGCGAGGAGGCCUUUGGCCUGUGGGGGGAAUGGGCCAAGGUGUACGCACGAGGGUCGGAGAGCGAAGCGGUGCUGAGCGCGAUCCGCUCAGAUUACUGGCUCGUCAACAUCAUCCACCACGACUACAUGGACAAGGACGCGCUGUGGAGAUUGCUGCUAGGGUAA